AUGGCUAGUCCUCCUGCCAGGGCCCACCUCCGCCGCUGCCCGAGCAUUCUACAGUGGAAUGUAAACUCGCUGCGGGGGCGGAGAGACGAUUUCUCCCUGCAUCUCCAGCGGGAGGGCUUCGACGUGCUGGCUUUGCAGGAGGUCUACGACCAGGCUGAGGAGAUAAAAAAAGAUGGAGGAAGGCGGGCACGUACGUCGUCGAGCCGCGCCGUGGCAGGUGUCGCUGCCGCCCACUACAAUGUAUGCUCCGUCGGACCACCUCCGUUCGGCGCGCGCGCCAAGACGCGCGGCUGCUGCGGCCGCAACUCCGGCAGCCGGCGGCAGCUGACAUCUCGGCGGGAGGUUCACAUCGACCGCGGUAGGCACGUGACCCCCGGCGUCUGCACCGGUGUGCAUGUGUGCCGGCAGCCGGGCCCACACGACGACGGGCUGCAGUUUCGGCCCGGAGUCCGAACGCGCCGGUUGGGCUCCUGGUGCGCAGCUUGGCCUGGCCGACCGGCACGCAUGCUCGCUCCCCUAGCCUGCGGACUCCCUUGCACGUGGCACGAGGACAGAGCAAGGAUCCAGUUCUCCCGCCUUUACAAGCCGCCGUCCGCACAAAGAGGAACGGCAACGCAGAAACGUGGACGAUAAGAGGACCACCGAAGAGGACUUAUCGCCGAAGGAGGCGCAAGGCCUUCGACAGUUUCCACAUCGUCUUCACGUUCCCGAGGACGUCUCCUUUGGACUUCUAAGCCUGCGACCACGGUCACCCUUGCGGGGACAACGCACGCCCUGGGGCUGACUCGAGCUGCCCGUGCAAAACUGGAACCUUUGCGUUGUUUUGUUCGUUCGGCUCGAGUUAGGAACCGGCGUGGAAGCGCCGUUGGAUAUAAACCGACACGCCCUGUCAGCGUCCCUCUCGCCCUGCUUGCCCUCUCCCGUCUCGCUUGAGGUGCUUCCCGAAGCGUUCAAUAAAGUUUCCUGUAAUUUUUUUG
Messenger RNA from Rhipicephalus sanguineus (brown dog tick), 977 nucleotides. RefSeq lists its product as uncharacterized. The coding region runs from base 1 to 633 and encodes 210 amino acids. NCBI's taxonomy places the organism in Eukaryota, Metazoa, Arthropoda, Arachnida, Ixodida, Ixodidae. Gene Ontology annotation, molecular function: catalytic activity. The transcript has 3 exons. The record is from RefSeq and is a predicted model, not a curated record.